Molecule: messenger RNA, 1071 nt
Organism: Coccidioides immitis RS
Lineage: Eukaryota; Fungi; Ascomycota; Eurotiomycetes; Onygenales; Onygenaceae
Product: tRNA specific adenosine deaminase
Exons: 6
Coding region: 1-693 (230 amino acids)
Biological process (GO): tRNA wobble adenosine to inosine editing
Cellular component (GO): cytoplasm; nucleus
Molecular function (GO): tRNA-specific adenosine-34 deaminase activity; zinc ion binding
Source: RefSeq, a predicted model, not a curated record
AUGUUAUAUCGAGAAACGUCGCUUUUCUGGCAUCUGAACAGAUUAAAUACAAGUAGAAGUAUAAGGCGUAUGACGACUGGGAGGCUACAAGCGAAACCGUCCCGUUCUUCAGCUUUGACCAUGGCGGAUACCAGCGCUGACAACCCGGCACAUGAGCAAUUCAUGAGAGAGGCUUUGCAAAUGGCCGAGCAAGCUCUUGCGAUAGGCGAAACACCCGUUGGCUGCGUCCUGGUGCAUGAUGGCAAAGUAAUUGGCCGCGGAAUGAACGACACCAAUAGGUCUUUGAAUGGGACAAGACAUGCUGAGUUCUUGGCCAUUGAAGAGGCCUUGAGAUCCUAUCCACGAUCCAUAUUUCGGACGACGGAUCUUUACGUGACGGUUGAACCGUGUAUCAUGUGUGCCUCGUUGCUGAGGCAAAAUUAUAUCCGACGUGUUUUCUUUGGCUGCGUAAAUGAUCGCUUCGGGGGAACUGGAGGAGUUUUAAAUUUGCAUUCAGACCGGGCAAUUGAUCCGCCAUAUACAGUGUAUGGCGGCAUAUUCCGCAACGAGGCGAUCAUGCUCCUACGCCGUUUUUAUAUCCAAGAAAAUGAAAAAGCACCCAAUCCACGGCCAAAGUCCAACCGUGAAUUGAAGAGGAAACUUGACGACGCUGAUGAGCCGACGUCACUGGCACCAUCUUUUCAGACACCAUGAUGUUGCACGUGGGGUGAAAAUUCACCACCUGCAUUGACACCGAACACAAUUGCCCUUAACAAAGGAAAACUAGCAUUUCGAGCCAUGAAGGCCCUCCUUCUGCAUGCGUUCGGCUUCUAGUUCCCGCUCCGCUUGGCGGUAGUAUUUCGCAGUGUCGACACCAUGCUGUUUAGUUGGUAGUUAGCAAACACUCCCAAUAACGAAUUAUCCGGGAUAUUUACCUGGUUAUGGUUCACAACAUUGAACCAAGGAAUGACAUGGAUAAACAAGCUCGAGUAUCGCGAAUUUCUCGCAGCGACACCCUGCAUGUAAGGGGACAGCGAGGACUCUCCGUAUAGAGGCUCUCCUCUCUUCACUUUAUCAACCAUUUCUCUCAUA